This is a messenger RNA of Amoebophrya sp. A25, 3836 nucleotides long. The record is from the annotation of a GenBank genome assembly. NCBI's taxonomy places the organism in Eukaryota, Dinophyceae, Syndiniales, Amoebophryaceae.
CUCGCCCAGCGGAUCCAUGACAUAGUUUGUGUUUGACGUUUUGUUGAUGCAACCCUUACUCAAAGCCUGUCACUGUUGAAAAUAUCCCUCGUUUGUGUAGUGCCAAGUAGUUCGGUACCUGCUAUAUUUCUAAGGACAACGAACCUCUACUACAAUCAACAUCUAGUCGUGCCUGGUGCUCUAAUACUUAAAUAUAUUUACCUGCUUAGACAUGAUCAUCAUCUUCAAUCAGCAGUAAAAUGAUCGAUCCUGUCGUUAUUCGCGCGUAUGUGGAAAACCUUCCAAAGAAGGAGCUAGACCGCGUCUACACUUUUUUGCGGGGCGUCUCCUCUGACGUGCUGGAAGUACCUAUUUCCCUGAGGGAUGUCUUGCGCGAGCAUAAUGAUCCUGCCAGAGGCACCACCUUCGGCAGCUUGGCCUUUUGGAAAGGCAUACUCUUUCACGAGUUAGAAAUCCCGUUGCACUGCAUUGAGGUGGUGCCGGAGAGUCCGAAGUACAUGAAAAUUCCUGAGUAUUUGCGGGAUCGGGAAGUUGUAGUCACGGGAGGCGGUACAGGCGGAGAACGAGAUCAACAGCAGCAAGCUAGUGGAGGGGAAGGUGUUCAGCGUGUAGGUGCUGGUCCGCAAGUAGGGAAUCUUGUCGAAGCUGCGGAGAGUGGAGCAUCAACGAUUAUGGUCAACAAUUUUGGGUGUCCAGCUGCUCUCUCGGCAUCUUCUUGGUACUAGUACCCUUUUGCCCUGUUGUAUUCUCAUGAUGGAAUACAAGGUUCUUGUAAAAGGGGUCAACAAGAUCAUGAGAGGGCCGAGAUGCGUUGCGGCACACGCUAAAACAACAGCUCAAAAUGCUGGAGGUAGUAACGAAUCAGAAGAUAGUGACGAAGAUGAAGGAGAUGGGUGGGAAUUACAAGGUCGCACGGCAGGAGAUGAAAUCUUUCUGGACUUCUUCGGUCUAAACGACAAGGACAACUACUCUGCUCCUGCAACAUCAUCUACCAGUCCACGUGGAGCAGCUAGGGAUGAGCAACAACCGAGGUUCCGCGUAGUCAUCAACGAGUACAAGAUCCUGGUCGAGAAGGAAAGAUCGGAUCUGCACAGAAUGAAAUUUAUGUUCUUGGAACAAAGUCCUCACUACAUUCUCACUCCAUGGAAAUACUGGUCUUGGAAAGUCCUAGCUUCAUCUUAUUACUUACUAUGUUGGAAAGGACUACCCUAGGCCGUAGCCCUAACCCUAAUAAACACUACUGCUUGUUCAGUAGCAAGAGUACUAGAAACAAAAAGCCUAUAAUCUGUAAGACUUAUUUCAACAACUACUCUGAAAAACGUACUAACUUCUACUUGCAUGUUCUUGUACAGAAGUUCUGGUGGUUCUAUUAAACAAGCCUAUUCAUAUUCUAGAAGUGGUGGUAUAUAUAAUAGGCUGAACUUCUACAUGAAAUGAUGAAAAUCAAAUGCUCAACAUCUAGAUCUAAUUCCCGGCACAAGCUGAACAACAUGGGUCCAGAUCGAGUCGGGGAAUUCUUCUACCUCGAACUCUACAAACAACACCAAGACUUCACUUCCAAGGUCCGACAAGGCUAUCGACUCCUCCUUCCACCAGAACGGAUGCUCAAAGGAGCCAACAAGGACGAGCUUAUCGGUUUGAGGAACAUUGAGCGGGCCUUCUACGAUUUCCCGUCAAAGAUUGAUCCUAAACUCUACGACAUUCUUCUGAAGGAUUACCCCUUUGAAAAAGGGUGCUACAACAAGGCAGAGUUCUAUAGACUAUGCCACGAGUCGCCGUUCUUGGCGCACGCGAUGGUCAGGCAUCCUCAGGUCGCCAUACCAGAUCAAGUGUUGAACUUAAGGCUUGUGGGUGUAGCAUAAAUAUUACUAUCAGUAUCUCUCUGGUCUUACUCUGAGGUAUCUUCAGUACUCUCUUGAGUGGCUUUCAUCCCCGUGAUCUCAUAUUCACCCCAUUACGUCCUGUUUAUGAGGCCUUACGCAGCAGGUUCCUCUCUACAGAAUGCUUGCAUGCGUGGAUAUCCGCACGUGGAAGCAAUUAUAACAUGAGCAUAAAUCUACAUCUAGAAUAUUAAGAGCAGGGGACGAAACCAAGUAGGGGAGAGAAAGCAUUCUCAUAGCAAGGCACUCAGCAAAAGCGACGGAUACUAGUGAAAACCUAGGGAAAUCUUAGGCAGAUUGCCGAGUACAUUUACAUCAUCACUAGUGAAAAUAUACAAGAACCUCUAAAAAAAGUGGUCGAUCCAACGUGUUGCACCAUGUUCAACAACAAGCCUCUAGGGAGCGAGGAACUAGGAUUGGCGAUACUGGAGAAAUAUGGCAGCCGCCUCAGCAAGAAGAUGCUAAACGCGAUAGCAGAGCCACAUCACACAAGCUGCUUGACCCGUGCAAUCGUGGCAGGGUAUGAGACGCUGGCUCUGGCCUUCCUGGACCUAGUGGAUGAGAGACAAUACGUCACGCCGCCAGCUAUUAUGGGAAGGAUAUCAUAGUUUUAGCAGAUACGAGGAUACUUGAUGAUAGUUCUUACCCUUUUCUCUUUUCUAUCUUCCUCUGGUGGUCUUUCUUUUUUCUAGUUAUGUCGGCUCCACCACAAUGAUUCAAGAAUCUAGAGCAGUCUGACAACUACCUCCGUUCAGUAUGACAAUUUUUGGCUAACACUUCUCAGGUAAUGAUAUUCGAAUAUCAACACCGCUAAGGACAUUCAUGCAUUCAUUUACGUAGCAUCAAGAAGUCGGUUUUUGACUUUGUAAAUUCACUACUGCGCCGUUCUUCUUGAUCAUUUCCUAUGGGUAAAAAUAUUUAAUAUGAGUCAAAUGAUCGUGAGCCUUGUCCCAUCUUCAUAUCUCGAGGAACAGCUGGAGACGAGUGGACGAUGUCAGAUGAUAGCGAGAUCGAGAAUCCGGAAUUUGGAAUGCCGAUCUUGACAAAGGAGCUUCUAGAAGAACCCUGCCGUCAGGGAUAUGCGAUCUAUCAUCGACAGUUAAGAAGUGAAGGUGGAAGUUUAUACUAAUAUCGUCCUUUCUUUUUAAGAAGUGAACGUCGUGAAGGUUGAGGAAGCUUACUGAUUACUACUCAACAGGUCAGAGUAGAAGUAGACAGGACAACUAGGAAAGCUCCAACAUUUUUACCCUCUAAGUUGUACCACUAUCCUUUCCUGUGCACUCUUUCUCAUUUCUAGCUACAAAUAGGAUCUACGCUACCCAGUAACUGCAUUUAUUGAAUCCACUUAGCACUCAGUUGCGGAGAUGAAUAGAUGAAUAGGGAAAAUCAUCUAUUUCUCUUGAUAUUGUCUCCAUUUUUGCAGAAGAAUCUCUUCCGCUCGGCGCUACGACAGCCCUGUCGCUCUCUAACCUCCUACGGAAGGCAGUUCUCGUACUUGGCAGAUUUUCCGAAUAAUAACGGCGGCCGACAUCCUCAACCUACAGAUAUUGCGCACAUCCUCGGAAUGCCAAAGGUCCACGACAGGAUUCAAGAAUUGAUCAAGGAAUUGAGCUAGUUUCUAGCCUUUUUCUUGAUUAAGGAUAGAGAAGCAUGGGACUAUGAAGAUGUCAGGGGAUGGGGAGAGUGGUGAUUAUAUAUGAAAUCACAUCUUCGAUGCCCUUAGGGGCAGCAACACACGACCACAGUGAAAGAGGAUAUUCCAAACUGUGAGGAAGAACAACAACAGGGGAAUACUUAUACUUAAGUAUCUUAAAUAGCAAGGAAAGACGAGGUCGAGGGGUGCUUGUGCAGCAUCCUCGUGUUGAGGAUGGGAUUGGGAUUGUCCUAUGCUAUGCUAUCCUAUGUAUAGGAUAUGCGCAAAGUCGAAAAGGAAAACUUCUUUAAGAAAUAUAAGCG